AUGGUAUGUAUCCCAUGUGUGUUUCUGCCAAUUGCUCUGGCUAUAUAUUUGAAAUUCAUUCAGCCAUUUGUUUACAGGCUUAUGCCUCAAAGUUGGAUUAACUUCUUAGACAAGUAUUUGUUUCCGACGUGCCCUAUUCAACAGCCGGAACAAUCAACGAGAAAAGAUGAAGGCGACCCCACCUGUUGUUCGUCACAAACUGAAGGAAACAAGAAAGAUGAAUGA
This is a messenger RNA of Auanema sp. JU1783, 225 nucleotides long. Lineage: Eukaryota; Metazoa; Nematoda; Chromadorea; Rhabditida; Rhabditidae. The record is from the annotation of a GenBank genome assembly.